Neodiprion virginianus is the source of this 4845-nucleotide messenger RNA. RefSeq names its product serrate RNA effector molecule homolog (gene Ars2). The record is from RefSeq and is a predicted model, not a curated record. Lineage: Eukaryota; Metazoa; Arthropoda; Insecta; Hymenoptera; Diprionidae. Gene Ontology annotation, cellular component: nuclear body. Gene Ontology annotation, biological process: primary miRNA processing; mRNA processing. The transcript has 16 exons. Gene Ontology annotation, molecular function: nucleic acid binding. Bases 164 to 2950 code for a protein of 928 amino acids.
UUUAGCAGCUUGUGUCAGGGGCUGGUUGUAGCCCACUGAAACUACUUACAUCUCAGUGUUGUAGCCACCCAAAGCGAAGAGCCGUGGGAGGAAAAAUCGUGUGUGUCGUGUUGAGUGCUACGCCGUGAAGCCGGUUGUUUAAUCCGCGAUCGUUCAGAUUAUAAUGGCAGAUUCUGAUGACGAGUACGAUAGAAAGAGGAGGGACAAAUUCAGGGGCGAAAGAACCGAGUCAUACUCCAGAGAAGGAAGACGUGGCGAUGAUCGUCGCCGAGAUGAGUGGGUUGACAGGGAAUGGUCGAGUCGUCCAAGAGCGAGGCCCGAGUACCGUGAGUAUCGAGGUGGCGGGGGAGGCGGAGGUCGAGAGCGAUACAGCCCAGCUCGAUCCCAGGAAAUGGCUCCCCCGAUGAAGCGAAUGCGGGCUGACUGGGAAGACCGUCCGCGUUACGGGGGCCACGAUUAUUAUGGUGGCGGAACUUCCUGGGGUCCAGAUCAUUACACGCCAGCACACCAUAGCAACCAUCACUACGGCAACCAUUCAAACAACAACAGUCGCGAAGUUGCCGGAAACUUCAGUAAUUCGAAUGUGGAGACACAGCCACCGAUGAUGUCGUUCAAGGCGUUCCUUGGCACGCAAGAAGACUCAAUUACAGAUGAGGAAGCGAUAAAACGCUACAACGAGUACAAACUGGAGUUUAGGCGGCAGCAACUCAACGAAUUCUUUGUCGCUCACAAGGACGAAGAGUGGUUCAAGAUAAAAUACCACCCUGAAGAAUCUGUCAAGAGGAAAGAUGAACAAAUAUCUGCGCUCAAGAAACGUGUCGAAGUGUUUUUGGAAAUGCUUCGGCUAGGCGAAAUCGACAAAGUCUCUGUCGAUGCUGAUCAAGCAGACGCUUUGCUACACCUUUUGGAUGCGGUCGUUAUUAAACUGGAGGGCGGAAACGAAGAAGACCUCAAAGUUCUUGACGCCAAACCGCCUAAUCCUCCCACUCCGAAGGAAACGACUCCUGCACCUAAGGAGAAGGAAGUUAAAGAACAAAAAGUUGACCAAGAGCCGGAAAAAGAGCCAGAAAAAGCGGAAGAUGAUAAUAAAUCUGAGAAACCAGCAGAUGCUGAUAAACAGAAUGAAAACGAUGAGGUGAACGGUGACGCUGAAAUGGAGGAUGAAGAAAAAGAGGAGAAGACAGAUGAGUCGGAGAAAUUGGCUGAGAAUUCUGAGGUCAAGGAAGAUGAGGUUCAAGAGGUUCAAACUCCGGGUGAAAAAGAGGAAAAAUCCGAGGAACCAAACUCCAAGAAGCGAAAACGUUCAGACAGCAAUAGCAGCAGCAGCAGCAGCAGUAGUUCAAGCAGCCUUUCUGACAGCGACAGUAAUAAACCAGACACUCCAAAAACUGAUGCUCAACCGGAAGAAAAAUCUGGGGCCAAAGACGAGGAAGAGAAAAUUGAAAUCAAAGAUGACGAGAAAGCUGAGGAAAGCAAAGACAAAGAAGAGGGCGAGGAGGAAACAAGCAAGGAUGCCAACGAACCUGAAACUGUUAUAGAUUUGGCUAGCGAGGAGAAAGACAGAGAACCAAGAGCACUCCACAAAACUAGUAGCAUAUUUCUCCGGAAUUUAGCACCAACUAUUACCAAAGCUGAAGUCGAGGCGAUGUGCAAACGGUUUCCUGGCUUUCUGCGUGUCGCUAUUGCCGAUCCUCAACCUGAAAGACGCUGGUUCCGCCGAGGAUGGGUGUCUUUCGAGCGGCAAGUCAACAUAAAAGAGAUCUGCUGGAGCCUGAAUAAUAUAAGACUUCGAGACUGUGAACUAGGCGCAAUUGUUAAUCGGGAUCUUUCUCGGCGUAUUCGAACGGUCAACGGACUUACUUCGCACAAACAAAUCGUCAGACAUGACAUAAAACUCAGUGCGAAAAUCGUCCACAACUUAGACAACAGAAUAGGACUUUGGAAUGAGGAUAAAAAAGAUGGCAAUGCUUCGAAAGAGGGUGUCGAUGGCAAGGACAGCAGAACCUCCAACGAAGUAGAACAAGCUGCUUUUGGACUCUCUUCGAAAAAUCCGGUCUUGAAGAAUAUAACGGAUUACUUGAUAGAGGAAGCAUCUGCCGAGGAGGAAGAACUUCUUGGUAUGUCCGGAGACCAAGAAGAAGGACAAGUUGGCGGCGAUGGCGAUGGUCCCAUAGAACGUGACCCGCUACUUAUAAAGGUUCUGGACAGGUUGGUUCUCUACCUGCGUAUAGUGCAUUCUGUGGAUUACUACAACCACUGUGAAUAUCCGAACGAAGACGAGAUGCCGAACAGAUGCGGCAUAAUGCACGUCAGAGGAUCUCCGCCGACCGCCAAAGUAUCCGCGACUGAACUUUCCGAGUAUUGUCGUAAUUUUGAGAGCAAGAUGUCCGUAUUUCUGACACCGAUGGCAACAACUACCUCUGAUGAAUUCGACAAACUUGGCGCUAAAAAUUCCGAAGCUGAGGUGGAAAAAUUCGUGCAAGCGAACACGCAAGAGCUUUCGAAAGACAAAUGGCUUUGUCCUUUAAGCGGGAAAAAAUUCAAGGGGCCGGAUUUCAUCAGAAAGCAUAUUUUCAACAAGCAUGGAGAGAAGGUAGCAGAGGUCAAAGCUGAGGCCGAGUAUUUCAACAAUUAUUUGAAGGAUCCAAAACGUCCUCAGCUCUCUGAACAUCCGGGUAACAAAGCGCCUGUUAGAGAAGGACCUCGUGACGGAUUUUCACCUUACGGUGGCGCAGUUAGAUUUGGGGGUUACGGUGGAGGUUACGGUGGACGUGGCGGCGGUUAUGGUUCUGGAUAUGGCGGAGGCGGUGGAGGAUUUAGCGGUGGAUUCGGAAUGCCGCGUCCCAAUCGUGGAGGAUUCAAUCGAGGACGUGGUGGCGGAAGUGACAUGAGGCCAGUGAUCCACUACAGAGAUCUUGAUGCGCCGAGGGAACCAGAUGAAUUUAUAUAACGAUAAUAACAAUAACAAUAAUAAUAACAAUAAAUAACCGAUCGUGACGAAUUUCAAAGCAACACACAAUGUUUACCUGUUUAGUCAACGGUAUAAUUUUUUUUUAGCACUACAACACCGUCAGAUAUUCUUUGCACUGGUUCUGAACAAGGCUUAUAUAAAAUUUCGACUUUACUAUGAGUAAUGUAUCGGUAUUAUAGAAAUUUUGUUGACGAUAACCGAAGCGUAAAAGAAACGCCAAAGAAUUAACUUCAGUUUAUAAAUAAAUGAAUAUAUGUAUUUCAAUACCUUGCUUUGAAAACUAAAUAUUGUUGAUUAUUUAGAGUGAUGGGUGCACGUGCAAGAUACUGGAUAUAUUUUACAAAGUAAAGUAAAACUAGAAAUUGCACAAACACAAUGAACAAAAAAGUAGUUUCGAUAUUGCUUUGAAUCAGCAGAAAUUUUAUUCUGUAUUUUAAGCUUCCGAUCAGUGACGAAAUACGUACAUAUUAAUUGUAUAAUAAAAGCCUUCUAGUAGAUUUUUUUCUGGGGCUUCAUUUAUUCAUAGUUAUAUAGAGCUCAAGUAGGUAUGGGAAUGACGAAUCACUCACGUGUACAUUUACUGAUCAAAUAUAUUACAUUCGUAAAUGUAUUUUAAUGGUGUACAAUUCUGACAUGCUACUUAUUAUACAUAUAUAUGCUAUGAGAGCUAUAUUGUGAAUAAAUUUUCGUAACGAUCCAAUUAAGUAUUAUUAAUUCAUCCGCGUUAAUUCAUUUAGCGAGAAUCGAAUGUAUCGUACUGGCUCAUGAAAAUUUAGGAGAAAAGAACUGUUGAAAAAUCUAUAGCAAUGUUAUUUGCUCCAAUGAUGGUGAACCUUUUCUCAAAAUGGUUUUAUCUCAGUUUGUGUCAUUCCAAUUUGUUCGAAUUUAUUUCUAAUUAACAUCAUUGAUGCAAAUAACAUUGCUAGAGAUUGUUUUAACAGUUUUUUUUUCUAUUUCUGACCUAGAUUUUCGAAAUUUUCCUGAAUACACAUCAAAUGCAUAAUACUGAUUGUGCAGCUUGUCAUAAGUUUUUUAAGAUCACCACCAUUUCAUUAUUUAUUACGAACCCAUCAGCUGAUUUGAUUUUGAUGACUAAAAACGCUCAUUUCUGGGAACGAGUUAAAUCAUGGUAUCUGCUACCUGAAAAAACUUGGAAGUCCUCGAAUUCUCAGGGAUUCUUUUUUAACUCCUAGAAUAUCCUGAAAUUCUCAGGGAAUUUUGGUGUAAUUUGUUUUUUAAUAAUGAAAAUAACCAUAAACUUAUACACGCUUACGAAUAGGUAUUGACUUUUUUAACGAUCGAAAUAUGAAAAAUUUUAUUCAACGCAUAUUUAUAAAAAAAAAUUUCCUCACACUGAAUAACAUUGUUUUAAAUGUGCCAUGAAUAGAAUAUCAUCUCUCUUAUACUUUUAUAAAAAUUGAUAAAUUGCUUAGGAAAACCUGGAAUCUUCAGGGAAUUUAUGGUCCUGCCUUUAGUAGACAUCCUGUAAAUGGUAGUCAUUAUGAAGAAAUGCUCGAAUUCAUUGUUCAUUCAAUUCACAUACAAAAAUAUAUUUCACAUUUAUAUAUUUAUUUACAAUUUUCCACAAUAACUUAUACGCCAUGAUUUCAAUUUUUUUUUUUUAAACAGCGUAGCGACCGUUCGCAGCUGACAUACUGUUUCUAAUCUUAAAAUCACGUUUUGAUUCAAUUAACCAUAAAAUAAUAUAACAAAAAAAAGUCAGAUCGUGGCAAAGAGAAUUAACCAUCCGAGAAUACUGUCUCCAUAUUUGAAGUAAAUCGGUUGAGUCGUAUUUCAAAUAUUGUAGCCACCAAAAACUGUGUCACAGAGCGGACUGGUUCACGUUUUUGUCCACAACAAUGCUUCCUAUUCGU